Molecule: messenger RNA, 1380 nt
Organism: Penicillium taxi
Lineage: Eukaryota; Fungi; Ascomycota; Eurotiomycetes; Eurotiales; Aspergillaceae
Product: alanine--glyoxylate transaminase
Exons: 2
Cellular component (GO): peroxisome
Molecular function (GO): L-serine:pyruvate transaminase activity; L-alanine:glyoxylate transaminase activity
Source: RefSeq, a predicted model, not a curated record
UCUUACCCCGCGGCUACCGCCGUAAUCGGAAAGCUGGCUUCCAAAUCGACGCAGCAGCGACUAAGCCUGAUUUCCAGACACCUGGAUCAGCGCCUGCCGUUGCCGGAGCUUAAUACUCCCUUUUCGACCGAAAGAAACUCAGUCGCUCCUGACGACAUUGAAUAUAAACCCGUCGAUCGCUCGACCCCACCAUCUUCCCCUCCUCAACCUACUCCCAAUAUGUCUAUUCAAGCAGCUCAUAACACCCUUCUUAUCCCGGGCCCCAUCGAGUUCGAUGAUGCCGUGCUCGAGUCUAUGGGCCACUAUGCUGAGAGCCAUGUUGCUCCUGGCUUUGUCAAGGUCUUCGGCGAGACUUUGACCCUCCUGCGCAAGCUGUUUCAGUCUACGAACCCUACCGCUCAACCCUUCAUCAUCGCUGGUAGUGGCACCCUUGGUUGGGACCUUGUUUCUGCCAACCUGAUUGAGCGUGGAGAGAACGCACUCGUUCUCAAUACCGGCUACUUUGGCGAUUCCUUCGGUGCAUGCCUCGAGACAUAUGGUGCCCAAGUGACCCAGCUCCGUGCACCCAUUGGUGAACGCUCCUCUUUGGAGCAGGUCGAGGCCGCUCUGAAGCAGAAGCCAUACGCACUGGUCACUAUCACUCACGUCGACACCUCAACUGGUGUGCUGAACGACAUCAAGGGUAUUGCCCAGCUCGUCCGCCGCAUCAGCCCCGAGACCCUGGUUAUUGUCGACGGUGUGUGCAGUGUCGGAUCGGAGGAGAUUGUCUUUGAUGAGUGGGACCUGGAUGUGGUCGUCACUGCAAGCCAGAAGGCCAUCGGCUGCCCUCCUGGUCUUAGUAUUGUCAUGACCUCCGGUCGUGCCAUCGAACGUGUCAAGUCCCGCCAGACCCCUCCCGGAUCCUACUAUGCCUCCAUCAAGAACUGGCUCCCCAUCAUGCAGAACUACGAGAACAACAAACCCUCGUACUUUGCCACUCCUCCUACUCAGUUAAUUCAUGCUUUGCACACCACCUUGACCCAGAUUACUGCCCGUCCCAUCUCUGAAAGAUUCGCUAUUCACACCGAGGUCUCCAAUAACGUCAAGUCUGCCAUUGCAGAGCUUGGUCUGUCCCAGCUUGCGCCCAGCCCUGACUCUCAGGCGCACGGUAUGACUGCAAUCUACCUACCCGAGGGUCUUACCCCGCCGGACAUCCUUCCUGGUCUGUUGAAGCGCGGUGUUAUCUUCGCAGCUGGCCUGCACAAGGAGAUCGCCACUAGAUAUAUCCGUUUCGGUCACAUGGGUGUCAGUGUUACUGAUCUCAACCGCGACCACAUCCAAAAGGCUCUGACAAGCUUGAAGGAAGCUCUUGAGGAGGCUAAGAAAGCCAAGGGGCUUUAA